This is a messenger RNA of Lampris incognitus (smalleye Pacific opah), 5061 nucleotides long. RefSeq names its product serine/threonine-protein kinase Nek9 (gene nek9). Gene Ontology annotation, biological process: protein phosphorylation. NCBI's taxonomy places the organism in Eukaryota, Metazoa, Chordata, Actinopteri, Lampriformes, Lampridae. The transcript is spliced from 23 exons. The record is from RefSeq and is a predicted model, not a curated record. Gene Ontology annotation, molecular function: protein kinase activity; protein kinase binding; ATP binding. The coding region runs from base 472 to 3357 and encodes 961 amino acids. Gene Ontology annotation, cellular component: centrosome.
GCGCCGUCGCUCUGUUCGCUCAGUGGAAGCGGUCGGAAAAGUCUGCCAAACCCGUCAGACGUACUAACUAGCCCAUUGUUGUUGUUGUUGUUUUUUGAAAAGCGAUCUCAUCUGCAACCGUGGGGGGAUCGCGGCUCCAUGUAGAUACACAGGCCGACUGACUGACGGUGGGAAACAGGCGUUUUGAACGAGAUGAGGUCGGGCGACUUCCUAACCGCGGCGGCCGACAAGUAAACGGCAUCCUUAACACAUAGAUAUCGUGUUGUUCCUUCCGUCCACUUUGGUGACUUGUGCUGCGCUGAAAGCGGCCAAUAAACGCCUUGCUGUUUAAGAUAUGUGACGCAGUAGAUGUGUUUAGGUCUUGUUUAGCAGUAAAGCAGAAGAAAAAAGACAAACUUGCCAUUAGGGCCUAGUCUCUUCUUUUUUUUUGGAUUGUUUUUUGUGUGGCACUGCCUAAACUGAAGCCCAGACAUGUCACUGGAGGACCAUGAAAGGCAUUUCGCCUCGUUAAACUCAGAUCUGGGCAGCGAGUCCGUCGCCAGCAGACAGUCCACGUCGGGCACGUUUGGUGGCGAAGAGGAGAAACUGCAUUACAUUCCCAUCCGGAUUCUCGGGAGGGGGGCGUUUGGGGAAGCGACCCUUUACAGGAGAACGGAGGAUAAUUCUCUGGUGGUGUGGAAGGAGGUGGAUUUGAACUGCCUCUCAGACAAAGAGCGCAGAGAUGUCAUGAACGAGAUAAGCAUCCUCUCCAUCCUGCAGCACAAUAACAUCAUAGCCUACUUCAAUCAUUUCAUGGAUAAAAACACUUUACUCAUCGAAUUGGAAUAUUGCAAUGGAGGAAAUCUCUAUGAUAAAAUCAACCAGCAAAAGGGGACACUUUUCACUGAGGAGGUGGCCAUAUGGUACCUGUACCAAAUUGCCUCAGCAGUAGCCCAUAUUCACAAGGCUGGCAUUCUGCACAGAGAUAUCAAAACGCUGAAUAUUUUCUUGACUAAGACCAACCUUAUCAAGUUGGGGGAUUAUGGCCUCGCAAAGAAGCUCGACUCUGAAUUUUCGAUGGCUGAGACUUGUGUGGGAACCCCAUAUUACAUGUCACCUGAACUGUGUCAAGGAGUGAAGUACAACUUCAAAUCAGAUAUCUGGGCCAUGGGUUGUGUUAUUUUUGAAGUCUUAACUCUUACCAGAACGUUUGAUGCAACGAACCCCUUGAACCUGUGUGUGAAAAUAGUCCAAGGCAAUUGGACCAUGGAAGUAAACUCGGAUGUUUAUUCCUCUGCAUUGAUCAAGCUGGUAUACGAGUGCCUCGAUCAAGAUCCGGCUAAGAGGCCCACAGCUGACCAGAUUCUAGACCAGCCAGUUGUCUCCUGCUGCAGACAGGAGUUUGAGGAGCGAGUUGUCUUGCUAAAUUCAGCAAUGAAGAAACCAAAGCUGAGCACGGUGACAGAGAGCCCUGUUGCAGUGGUGACCACACGCUCCAGGGAGGUGUACUUUUGGGGUGGGGGCAAGUUCACCCCCCAGAAACUGGACACUUUUAAAGGGGGCAACAGUGCUCAGCAAGUGUGUGCCAGCGAGAGUCACUUUGCGGUGGUGACUGUGGAAAAAGAGCUGUACACCUGGGCUAAUGUCCAAGGUGGGGCCAAGAUGGUAGGCCAGCUUGGCCAUGGAGACCAGGCCUCGUACCGGCAGCCAAGGAGGGUGGAGAAGCUCCAGGGGAAGGCCAUCCGACAGGUGGCCUGUGGGGCUGAUUUCUCUGCCUGUGUCACUGAUGAGGACCAGAUGUACAUGUUUGGGUCAGACUACUAUGGCUGCAUUGGCGUAGAGAGCGAGCUAGGCAUGGAGGUCCUGGAGCCGGUGCUUCUGGAGUUCUUUGAGGAGCGGCCUGUCUGCCAGGUGUCCUGUGGAGACAACCAUGUGGUGGUACUGACCCAGAAUGGGGAUAUCUACUCCUGGGGCUGUGGAGAGCACGGACGUCUUGGCCUGGACUGUGAGGAUGACUUUUCCUCUCCUAUGCAAGUGGAGAUCCCGAAAGGAGCCACCAUCUCCUCUGUGUCAUGUGGCAGUGAUGGAACCUUCUUUCUAACUGAGGCAGGAAAAGUACUGGCCUGUGGGAACAAUGAAUUCAACAAGCUGGGUCUGAGCCAGGGUAUCUCUGGUCUCAAAAACCAUCCCGGAGAGGGCUGCCAAGGAAUACCAUAUACCACUACACUCACGUUGGUUAAGCAGCUGGCCCGGUUCAAGAUUCAAGUCAUAGCCCCAGGAAAGACACAUACAGCUGCUAUUGAUGAAAGGGGCCGUCUCAUCACUUUUGGCUGCAACAAGUAUGGACAGCUAGGGGUGAAGGACUUCAAGAGACACCAAGGUGUCCAAGUGCUGGUGGGACCCUUUGGGGGGAAGGUGGUGUCCAAAGUAUCCUGCGGGGAUGGCUUCACCAUUGCAGCAACCGAGGACAAUCAGAUAUUUGCAUGGGGUAAUGCAGGAAAUGGGCGCCUUGGGAUGCCUGCUGACAAGGGCUUUGGCUCAGAGGUUUGCCCUGCCUUGCCAAGACCCAUCUUUGGCUCUCUCCACCAUGUGCCAGACCUCUCCUGCCGUGCAUGGCACACCAUCAUCAUAAUGGAGAAAGUGCUCAACUCUAAGACCAUUCGCUCUAACAGCAGUGGACUAUCAAUCGGACUGGGCCAGGAGGUAUCUUCCUCCUCUGUGGAUUUAGAGAUGGAGCCGGGUGCAGAGACGGAGUGUCGUGACAGGGGUCUGGGUGGCACAGUGGAGGCUGAUACCGAGGAGUGCCGCAUGGAAACCCCUAUGAUGUCAGUGGAAAACCAAACAGGAGACAGCUCCUGCCCUCUCUGGCUUAGAAAGGAGCUCCAGGAUGCUGAGUUCAUCCCCAUGCCAGUUGACUCCCGGGGCUCCACACCUGACCGGCUUUCUCUUUUCUCUGAGAGCAUCACUUUGCCUUAUGAUGAGCUACAGGAACUGAAGGCUGCGGCAGCGGCGGCUAAUACCGAGAGAGACCUCUCAGAAACUAAAAGGAUGGGCUGUGAUAAGGUAAACGGGAUGGAGCAGUCUGGAGUCUGCAAGAGAGGAGAGUCGGUUUCUUGCUGCGAAGCAAGUUGUGAAAUAGCCCAGUUGCGAGACACGGUCGCUCAUCAGGAAUUCAAGAUCCAGACGUUAGAGAAGCAGGUGAAUGACCUGCUGAAAGAGAACGAGAGGCUUUGGGCAGCAGUUAACCAGGUGUCGCUAAGAGGAGCGGGAUCAGAAAGUAAUGGAAAUCACCAGUCUGAUUGUGUGCCUGGGGAUGGAGGUGGAAGAGGAGGCGGAUUGACAAACCAUGGGGGCAGGUCUGCAGGAGCAAGUUCAUGAGCUAAUACCCGAGGAUGUUCUUAUGUGGUUAAAAAAAGCGUGACUGAGCUCUCGCCAAACGUGAAAGUAAAAAGGAUGUGACUGUCAGAGGAUGCGAAAUGGAUACGAAGGCGCAGUCAAGUUGAGAUGCUCAGAAGCAGUUUGCUGCUUCUACUUAAUCCAAGGUAGCCUCAUGCCCACUCACAAUGUAUUACAUUGUACAUGCUUGAUAUAGCACUAACUGCAUGAUUUUCAUUGUGUUUCAAUAUGUACGAUUAUAUCUUGUAUACUCUUGUAUGCACACAUCAACCUAACUCAUCUAGUUGCCGUGAUCUAGCUGUAGUUUAUACUGAGUACAAUGUUGGCUGGACUCAACAUAAAGCUUUACACCAAUGAGAGACAAUCUGAUUAUAGUGUUACUCUGCAAUGUGAAUUUUUAGUCAGUGUUUUUCUUUUUAAGGUUUAUGUUUUUUCGUUGUUGCUGCCUUGGUGAUGUCUACACUGAGUUUUUAGUCCCACCGCUCACAAGAAUUUGCUAGGAUUUAUCACAGAACAAGUAAACCCACCUCAUGCAACUAGUGUGGAAGCAUUUUACAUAAACGGUGUGUGUUUUGUAUGGUCGGCUAUUCAGAUAUGACGGGUUUAUUUUUACUUAUUCCAAAAGCAGCUCACGUAACGUUUGGAGUGAUACUGUAACUCGUGUCAAUGCCAUCUUCUAAUGUGAAAAUCUUAUUCGAUCACAUGUCCUGAUGCAUGCUCAAUAAUCCAGGUAAGAAAAUCAAAGAAGGUUGAAUCAGUUCAUCUGGAUACGUUUAUUGACAAUAAACAUGUGAUCUUAUUCGAUCACAUGAUUUCAUGAGUUGUUUCCAGCACAUCUAACAAACCUGUAAAGGAAAAACGGCAAAUACAAUAUAGUUUCUUUAACCGUUCGCAUUUAUCACAGAACGUGCCUAUUAUGAAAUCUUUUUCUAUGCAAAUAUUUACUUUUUAAUUUUUGUUUGUCGUAUUACCAUAUUUGCAAAAGGCAUUUGUGUGAAACAUGAAACUACUGAAUGGAUUUCGACAAGUACGUUACUUUAUGUUAUUGCCUUAGAAUGGUUGAAACUUUAUUAGAGUAACAAAUUAGUGAUACCCUCUGUGACACGUAUCAACACUUGAACAGUUCUCGUAGAAUGUGGACAGCAGUGUCUUUCAGUACUGUUAAUUUUAUGAUGCAUUUUUAACCAAUAUAUCAGCCUCUGGUACUUCUUAUGUAUGUUUCUGAAAUAUUUGUUCUUGGCUUAUUUUGGAUGAUUUGUGAAAGCAAAGUACUAAUCACGUUUUGUGUAUUUGUUUACGAUUGGUUGGUUACAGUGUUUAUUUUGAGUGUAAUCAUGAGAAACAAACAUUUAAAAACUUCAUUAUUUGUUCAUGUUAGCUCAUAAGCUAUUGUCUUGCUUAGUGUCUUGGUUUGUGAGCUUUUAAAUAAAAAAAAAAUACAACACUGGCAAACCUUUACAAUGCAACAUAAAUGACAGUGCCUUAGCACCUUACUGAAACAGAAGACGGCGCCGAUAUAACGAUGUGUUGCUUUCGUUUGUUUUAUACUCAUCAGCAUUUCAAAGAAAAAAUGCCUAAGCAUUUUUUGCAUUUGUUUAUACCUUUCAGCGUAUCAAAUAUUGAUUAGGUGUUACAUUGGUCUAUAUGCACAUUCAUUGCUUUGUGUAAAAAUAUGAAUAAAAACAA